Cryptococcus amylolentus CBS 6039 is the source of this 555-nucleotide messenger RNA. RefSeq lists its product as hypothetical. Gene Ontology annotation, molecular function: monosaccharide binding; glucosamine 6-phosphate N-acetyltransferase activity. Gene Ontology annotation, cellular component: endoplasmic reticulum; endoplasmic reticulum-Golgi intermediate compartment; Golgi apparatus. The coding region runs from base 1 to 555 and encodes 184 amino acids. The transcript is spliced from 5 exons. The record is from RefSeq and is a predicted model, not a curated record. Lineage: Eukaryota; Fungi; Basidiomycota; Tremellomycetes; Tremellales; Cryptococcaceae. Gene Ontology annotation, biological process: UDP-N-acetylglucosamine biosynthetic process.
AUGGCAUCCCACAACCUGGACCUCCUCUUCGACCCCUCCAUCAUCCCCGCCCCUGUCCAGGACUCGCUGGGCGAUGACCUCUACCUGCGCCCCCUCGCUUCCACCGACUUCUCCCGGGGCCACUUCGAGCUCCUCUCUGUGCUGACUGUUGCCCCCACCCAGUCGCCGAGUGCAUACAAAGACAUCUUUGACGAAAUGAAGGCAGCCGGCAAUGUCUACUUUACCAUCGUCAUCGUUCACCGUCAGACCGACCAACUGGUGGCUUGCGGAUCGCUCAUCGUGGAGCGUAAAUUCCUGCGCAACGCCGGACUGGUUGGACAUAUCGAAGACAUUGCAGUUUCCAAGAGCAUGCAAGGGAGGAAACUAGGCCUCAAGAUCAUCAACACCUUGGAAGAUGUCGGCAGGGCUAGGGGGUGCUACAAGAUCAUUCUUGACUGCAGUGACAAGAAUAUCCCUUUCUACGAGAAGUGCGGAUUUAAGCACAAGGAAUUCCAAAUGGUCCGAUACAUGGCCGAGCCCGCCGACGGCAGGGUGCAGACGCCCUCUAAACUCUAG